UUUCCGAGAGUGCGCAGUGGGUGCGUCGGACCCGAGCCUUCGGCCUGGGUGGGGAGGGGGCGUCGUUGAGAUGGGGGCGGCGGCAGCGGAGGCGGACCGCACUCUCUUUGUCGGCAACCUUGAAACUAAAGUGACAGAGGAACUACUUUUCGAGCUUUUCCACCAGGUGAGCGGCUGGGGUCAGCCCCAGUUUGCAUUUGUGAAUUUCAAACAUGAAGUAUCUGUUCCUUAUGCUAUGAAUCUUCUUAAUGGAAUCAAACUUUUUGGAAGGCCCAUCAAAAUUCAAUUUAGAUCAGGAAGUAGUCAUGCCUCACAGGAUGUCAGUUUGUCAUAUUCCCAGCAUCAUGUUGGAAAUUCAAGUCCUACUUCUACAUCUCCUAGCAGCAGGUAUGAAAGGACUGUGGAUAACGUGACAGCAUCGGCACAAGUAAUACAGAGAUCAUUUUCUUCUCCAGAAAAUUAUCAGAGACAAGCAGUGAUGAACAGUGUUUUGAGACAGAUGUCUUAUGGUGGGAAAUUUGGGUCUUCACAUGUGGAUCAGUCAGGAUUUUCACCAUCAGUUCAGUCACAUAAUCAUACUUUCAAUCAGUCUUCAAGCUCCCAGUGGCGCCAAGAUUCAUCAUCAUCACAGCGUAAAGUCAGACAGAAUUCUCAUCCCUACCUUACAGAUAGACAUUAUAGCCGCGAACAGCGUUACACCGAUCAUGGAUCUGAUCAUCAUUACAGAGGAAACAGAGAUGAUUUCUUCUAUGAAGAUAGGAAUCAUGAUGGCUGGAGCCAUGAGUAUGAUAACAGAAGAGACAGCAGUAGAGAUGGAAAAUGGCGCUCCUCUCGACACUAACUGUUAGUAAACGGACAUGGUUUCAUGGGAUCAUUUUAGGCCUGUUUGACUAAGUUGGUAUGGAAAUAUUUUGAAAAACUAUAAAGCAACUUUACAAGUUGCCACAUUUCUUUAUAAGUUUUUUAAAACCUAGAGCUACAGUUUAAUACAGAAAUGAGAAGAAUUGUGGUUUCAAUUUUAUUACAUUAAUAACCUUUCACCUCAGGGCUUUAUGAAGAGGAAAGGGUUUUAUGCAAAAGAAAUGCUACAAUUCCUACUCAUUUUAGGUAGUUUAGGAAGGGUGAAUUGUAUAGAGGGGUUGUAUUAUAAAGCAAAUAUUUUAAUUAUCUGUUGUCCUUUUGUAUUGCAAUUUGUUAGUGAAUCAGAUUUUGGUGUAUAUAAUAACAUCCAACUUGAUAGUCUGCAAAGGCUAUCUGUAUUUUGUUAAUAAAUUAGAAAAAAACUUUC
Messenger RNA from Ictidomys tridecemlineatus (thirteen-lined ground squirrel), 1288 nucleotides. NCBI's taxonomy places the organism in Eukaryota, Metazoa, Chordata, Mammalia, Rodentia, Sciuridae. The record is from RefSeq and is a predicted model, not a curated record.